This is a messenger RNA of Erigeron canadensis, 1221 nucleotides long. Its product is annotated as G-type lectin S-receptor-like serine/threonine-protein kinase At1g34300. Lineage: Eukaryota; Viridiplantae; Streptophyta; Magnoliopsida; Asterales; Asteraceae. Gene Ontology annotation, molecular function: protein kinase activity; ATP binding. The coding region runs from base 51 to 1151 and encodes 366 amino acids. The transcript has a single exon. Gene Ontology annotation, biological process: protein phosphorylation. The record is from RefSeq and is a predicted model, not a curated record.
AGAAAAAGGAGAAGCCAUUAGUGUACGACUCUCGGUUUAUUCCCCUGGCCAUGGUCCACUUCCUGGAUGACAUGGAAAGGAAAAAGCCCAUUCAGUUCACCUCUCAGCAACUAAGAAUAGCCACCGACAACUUGACCAUCAAACUGGGUUCAGGUAGGUUUGGGACGGUUUACAAGGGUAUCAUCAGUAACAACACACCUGUAGCAGUCAAAGUGUUAAAUGGGACUUCCGACAAGAGCAUUAUGCAACAAUUCAUGGCGGAAGUAAGCACCAUGGGAAGAACACAUCACUUUAAUCUAGUUAGGCUUUACGGGUUUUGCUUUGAGUCAAGUUUAAGAGCUCUUGUAUACGAGUUCAUGGUUAAUGGCUCUUUGGAUAACCAUUUGUUUAAAGAGGACAAAAAAAGUAUUAUAGGGUUGGGGAAGCUCCAUGAGAUUGCACUGGGGACGGCAAGAGGUAUCACAUACUUGCACGAAGAAUGUCCUCAAAGAAUAGUCCACUACGAUAUCAAACCAGGAAAUAUUAUGUUGGAUUCCAAAUUUUGUGCAAAAGUAGCGGAUUUUGGUUUAGCCAAAUUUUGUAAUAGGGAUGACUCUCAUAUAACCAUGACUGCAAGACAAGGUAACCCAGGCUAUGCAGCACCCGAGCUAUGGAUGGCUCUUCCCGUCACACACAAAUGUGAUGUUUAUAGUUUCGGGAUGCUACUUUUUGAGAUCAUUGGUAGGAGAAACAACAUGGAUACGAGCCUUGGUAAUAGCCAAGAAUGGUUUCCUGUAUGGGCAUGGCACAAAUAUGAAAAGAAACAAUUGAAAGAUUUGAUGAUCGCUUGUGGGAUUGAAAAUAAGGACAAAGAAAUUGUGGAGAGGAUGCUUAAGGUGGCUCUUUGCUGUGUUCAGUAUAAGCCAGAGGCUAGGCCUGUGAUGAGCAUCGUUGUGAAAAUGUUGGAAGGGGCUUUAGAGGUUCCGGAUCCUCUAAAUCCUUUUACACAUCUGUUUUCGGGGGUAAGUGAAGCAGGUAAUUCUUUGGCUCAAAUGGCAUGGAAUGUUGGUGGCUUAGAUUGGUCUUCAUCUGAAGCAUUAUCCAAAUCUACAAUAGUAAACGAAACGGCCUAUAAAGAAACUAAAUAUGAGAUCACAGUUACAUCUGUGUAGUCACAUUGCGCGAUAAUGUAUCAAUCGCUAUGAUUGUUUAUAAUAAAGAACUCUUUGGUUGUUAUUGGAA